Messenger RNA from Cuscuta epithymum, 2568 nucleotides. The record is from the annotation of a GenBank genome assembly. NCBI's taxonomy places the organism in Eukaryota, Viridiplantae, Streptophyta, Magnoliopsida, Solanales, Convolvulaceae.
GUUUUUCAUUCCUAUUCGCUCUCGUCUUCAACCUUCCUUCUCUUCAGCUUGUUUCGAUGAAUUCUAAUUAAUUCUUCGCUUCUUCUAUUCAUUCUUCCUGUUUCGGAGAUUAUGGAAAUUGUUUCUUCUCCAAAUCCUUCUCCAAUCAUACAUGUCUUGAUGAACGUAGAUGGCCAGUGGUUGUCCGACAUUCAAUUUCAGAGCGCAACCUCCAUCGCCAUUGAAAUUCCUUUCUGUUGCAAGUGGAUUGAAUUUUGUGGAAUUGUAUACAAUUCGUUGGGCCUAAGAGAUCCUGUUCGUGCUAUACGUAUUUCAUAUGUGUUUCAAGCAUGUCCUCCACCGCUUAUCAUCAAUGACGAUUCCAGCUUCAGUUUUUAUCUUCAGAUGAAAAGCAUUCAAUCGGACUUAAACCAACUUCCUCUUUGUGUAGAGUUUGUUCCACCGUUUCAAGGAUGUACUGAAAGUGUGUCAAACACGAUUAAUUACUCUUUUUCGGAUGAUGAAGUUUUGGAUGGUUUUGAGGAUUCUGAAAUAUUAGCAGCAACAGACCAACAAACAAUGCACUGUAGUGAUGUUUUGGAGGAUUCUGAUUUCAGCCCUUUGUCUUUUGAUGAAGAUGUUAUGAAUGAUGACUUCAUAUCUUCGGUUGAGGUUCCUCUGUGUUCUGUUGUUCCCCACUUUGACCCCACCCGUCUUGCUCUGGACGCAAUAUAUGAAAGCAAGAAGGAUUUUAGUUUUAACUUGAAGAUGUAUGCAAUAACUAAUUUUUUCCAAUACCGAACAAAGUCAUCUUCUCCUAAGGUGUUACAUGUUAUUUGUGUGGAUCCUGCUUGUCUGUGGGCUGUUCGUGGAGUUCUCUUGGAUGAAAGUGGCUUGUUUCAAGUGCGUAGAUUUGAUAAUGACCAUACUUGUCCCAUUGAUAUUAGACAAGCUAAUAGUCGCCAAGCUUCUUCCUCUCUUAUUGCUGAACUGAUCAAGCAUGAAUUUGAUGACUUGUCCAAAAGAGCUUACACACCUCAUUCAAUCAUGAGAGAUAUGAAAAGAUUGCAUGGAAUUGUCAUGUCAUAUAAAAAGGCUUGGGUUGCAAGGGAAAUUGCAUUGAAAUUGGCUCGGGGAUCUGAGAAGGAGUCGUACAAUAGACUUCCUUCUUUGUGCUACAUGCUUGAUAAAGCAAAUCCUGAUUCGAUUGUUUCAUAUUCUUGUACUGAAACUGGAGAAUUUCAGAACUUUUUUAUGUCUCUUGGUCCAUGGAGACGUGGAUGGGAGAAGUGCAUUCCAGUUAUUAUUGUUGAUGGAUCGUUUUUGAAAUCGUAUUACAAGGGAACACUACUCACGGCCUGCACACAAGAUGCUAACAAGCAGAUUUUUCCACUUGCAUUUGCUAUUUGCAGUGUUGAAAAUACUGAUAACUGGACUUGGUUUUUCAACAUGUUGAAGAAUUGUCUCAACCAUAGAAAUGGUUUGUAUAUCGUGUCUGAUCGGCAUGAAGGAAUUAUAAAUGCCGUUCAUUCUGUCUUUCCAUAUGCGGAACAUGGAUAUUGUGUUUAUCACAUAUUAGGCAAUAUAAAAUCCAAGUUUAAAGGUUCUGCAAAGGUGUUGUCUUGGAAAUUCUUACAAGCAGCGAGAGCGGGUUCUGUUUAUGAAUGUGAAGAGUAUCUUUCCAGGCUUGAUUAUGAUGACCCGCGUAUACGUACGUACUUGCAAAAGAUUGGUAAUGAGAAGUGGUCUCGUGCAUAUGCUAGCCGCAACCGUUAUUCUGUGAUGAUGUCUAACAAUGCGGAGUCUUUGAAUGCUGUUUUUGUCACGGCUCGUGAGUAUCCCAUCUGCAAGUUGAUUGAGUUUAUAGUACGCACAAUGCAAACAUGGUUCUGUGAACGCAGAGAAGAAGCUGCAUCAAACAGAUCUCGACUCUCUGCUUACUUUGAGGCGCAAUUACGGCUAUCGCAAUCAAAUGCUGCAUUAAUGCAGGUCAAGCCAUCAUGUAUCUUUGAAUUUGAGGUCUUUGAUGUGAAAGGAAGAUCAUAUGUUGUCAAUUUAAGAGAAGGGACUUGUACAUGCCGUGAAUUUGAACUUGAUGGCUUCAUAUGUGUUCAUGCCAUCGCUGCAAUCCGUUCUCGUCCGGGACUUUCUGCUUAUGACUACAUUCCUGAAUAUUAUACUACACAGAAAUGGUUUUCAGCUUACGAGGGCAUCAUUCAUCCCAUCGGUAGUCCCGAUUGUUGGUUUGUUCCCCAUGACGUAUCACAAAUCAUUUGCAGCCCUCCAUCUUGUUCUAAGAGACCUCCUGGAAGACCCAAGAAGCGACGUAUUCCAUCUACCGGUGAACAUGUGCGUCGACAAAAGUGUACACGUUGCUCAAUGGUUGGUCACAAUAGGAAGACAUGCCGAAACCCCAUUCCUCGCACUCGCUCCUAAUGUUGAAUAUUUUUUACUUGUUUAGUUUUACUCUUGAGUUACGCUUUAUAUUUUUCCCACUUCUAGUCAAUUGUAUUCAGGUUAGAAUGGAUACAUAUGUUCUGCUACUAAUUUCACUCUUUGAAUAAAGUUUGUAGUUACGGAUUGCAGUAA